Messenger RNA from Brassica rapa (field mustard), 2247 nucleotides. RefSeq names its product assimilatory sulfite reductase (ferredoxin), chloroplastic. Lineage: Eukaryota; Viridiplantae; Streptophyta; Magnoliopsida; Brassicales; Brassicaceae. Gene Ontology annotation, biological process: sulfate assimilation. Gene Ontology annotation, cellular component: sulfite reductase complex (NADPH); chloroplast stroma. The record is from RefSeq and is a predicted model, not a curated record. Gene Ontology annotation, molecular function: 4 iron, 4 sulfur cluster binding; sulfite reductase (ferredoxin) activity; heme binding.
AUCAACGCAUGCCAAUUUUUGCUCUGCUUUCUUAUAUGAACCACUGAAAAGCCGAGCCUUUCUCAGUCUCUCUCUCUAUCUGAACCCAUGACGACGUCGUUUCGAUCCCCGGCGGGCGCCGCCACUGUGUUUUCCUCCGAUCAGAAGAUUCUCAACGCUCUGAGAUCCUCUCGUUCUGUUUUCCUCGGAAGAAACGUUCGUGGUGGUGUUCAUUCUCUACCUCCAUCGUCGUCAUCUUCAUCAUCAAUCCAAGCCGUAUCCACUCCUGAGGCAGCAGCGAAAGCCACCAAGAGGAGUAAGGUCGAGAUCAUCAAGGAGAAGAGUAACUUCAUCAGGUACCCUCUCAACGAGGAGCUCCUAACAGAAGCCCCCAAUGUCAACGAAUCCGCCGUGCAGCUCAUCAAGUUCCACGGAAGCUACCAACAGUACAACCGUGAGGAACGCGGCGGAAGAUCAUACUCCUUCAUGCUCCGCACCAAGAACCCGAGCGGCAAAGUCCCCAACCAGCUCUACCUCACCAUGGACGACUUAGCAGACGAGUUCGGCAUCGGCACGCUCCGUUUAACCACCAGGCAAACGUUCCAGCUCCACGGCGUUUUAAAACACAAUCUCAAGACCGUGAUGAGCUCGAUCAUCAGAAACAUGGGGAGCACUCUUGGAGCUUGCGGUGAUCUGAACAGGAACGUUCUUGCUCCGGCCGCGCCUUACGCGAGGAAAGACUAUCUAUUCGCGCAGGAGACGGCUGAUAACGUCGCGGCGCUUCUCAGUCCUCAGUCGGGGUUUUACUAUGACAUGUGGGUGGAUGGUGAGCGGUUUAUGACGGCCGAGCCGCCGGAGGUUGUCGAGGCGAGGAAUGAUAACUCUCAUGGGACUAACUUCGUCGACUCUCCUGAGCCUAUUUAUGGCACUCAGUUCUUGCCGAGGAAGUUUAAGAUCGCUGUGACUGUGCCUACGGAUAACUCUGUUGAUCUUUUGACCAAUGACAUUGGUCUUGUUGUUGUUUCUGAUGACAAUGGGGAGCCUCAGGGCUUCAACAUAUAUGUUGGUGGAGGUAUGGGAAGAACACACAGAAUGGAGUCUACUUUUGCACGCAUUGCAGAACCGCUAGGUUAUGUACCUAAGGAGGAUAUCUUGUAUGCUGUGAAGGCCAUAGUUGUCACACAGAGAGAGCACGGGAGAAGAGAUGAUCGCAAAUACAGUAGAAUGAAGUAUCUGCUCAGUUCCUGGGGAAUUGAAAAGUUUAGAGACGUGGUUGAGCAAUAUUAUGGUAAAAAGUUUGAGGCUUCACGUGAUUUGCCAGAGUGGGAGUUCAAGAGUUAUUUGGGAUGGCAUGAGCAGGGAGAUGGUGCAUGGUUUUGUGGGCUUCAUGUAGACAGUGGACGUGUUGGCGGUAACAUGAAAAAGACACUGAGAGAAGUCAUCGAGAAGUACAAACUUGAUGUGCGUAUUACACCUAAUCAAAACAUUGUGUUGUGUGAUAUCAAGAGUGAAUGGAAGCGUCCUAUCACCACAGUGCUUGCUCAGGCUGGCCUACUGCAACCAGAGUUUGUAGACCCUCUCAACCAGACCGCAAUGGCUUGUCCAGCUUUUCCUUUGUGCCCUCUAGCUAUAACCGAGGCAGAGCGUGGAAUCCCCAGCAUUCUAAAGAGAGUGAGAGCAAUGUUUGAGAAGGUUGGUCUUGAUUAUGACGAAUCCGUUGUGGUGAGAGUAACUGGUUGUCCUAAUGGAUGUGCUAGACCGUACAUGGCUGAGGUCGGUCUAGUAGGGGAUGGUCCAAACAGCUACCAGGUUUGGUUAGGGGGAACACCGAACCAGACGCAGAUAGCGAGGGCUUUCAUGGACAAGGUGAAGAUUCAUGACUUGGAGAAGGUCUUUGAACCAUUGUUCUACAACUGGAAACUUGGGAGACAAGCAAAGGAAUCAUUUGGAGAAUUUACAACCCGCAUGGGAUUUGAGAAACUCAAGGAGCUGAUCGAUUCAUACGAAGGAUCUCCCAACAACUAAAACGGGGGAAUAAAGCUUUUCUUUUGGAAUUACACAAAAACAAAGAAUCUAGUCUCAUAUCUUAUUUGUUACUCUUUGGUAACAUGCAUAAAGAUUAUGUAUUAGAUCGUCCAUUUGUACUUUCUACUUGAGUUGAGACCACCAAUAAACAUUUACCCUUUUCAUUUUUUUUUGGUAUGUUUGAUUGCUGUAUGGACAAAAUGAUUACUUUCUGUUUUGGGAAUGGUAAUGUAUUUGCUAUCA